Frieseomelitta varia is the source of this 1132-nucleotide messenger RNA. RefSeq names its product apidaecins type 73-like. NCBI's taxonomy places the organism in Eukaryota, Metazoa, Arthropoda, Insecta, Hymenoptera, Apidae. The transcript has 12 exons. Bases 86 to 973 code for a protein of 295 amino acids. The record is from RefSeq and is a predicted model, not a curated record.
GCAACUCGGUUCGUUCGACAUCAGUAUCUCCUUGUUCAUUGACCAUUGGUUAAUAAUCGAAGACAAGAUCUAAAGAAGUGCAACCAUGAAGACGUUUAUCUUCGCCAUUCUGGUUGUUACCUUCGCGGUAGCAACAUGUCUUGAUACAAUGGUAACUCCAUCCGAAUCUCUGCGCCUUCGUCGUGAAGCCGAUCCAGAACCGGAACCCCGUAACCGACCAAAUAUCCCAAAAUAUAUUCCACCACCAAGACCACCUCAUCCUCGCCUUCGUCGAGAAGCUGACCCAGAACCAGAACCCGGUAAUCGAGCAAUAUAUGUUCCACCACCAAGGCCACCACAUCCUCGCCUUCGUCGAGAAGCUGACCCAGAACCAGAACCCGGUAAUCGACCAAUAUAUGUUCCACCACCAAGGCCACCACAUCCUCGUCUUCGUCGUGAAGCCGAUCCAGAACCGGAACCUGGUAACCGACCUAAUAUCCCGACAUAUAUUCCACGACCAAGACCACCUCAUCCUCGCCUUCGUCGAGAAGCUGACCCAGAACCAGAACCCGGUAGUCGACCAAUAUAUGUUCCACCACCAAGGCCACCACAUCCUCGUCUUCGUCGUGAAGCCGAUCCAGAACCGGAACCUGGUAACCGACCUAAUAUCCCGACAUAUAUUCCACGACCAAGACCACCUCAUCCUCGCCUUCGUCGAGAAGCUGACCCAGAACCAGAACCCGGUAGUCGACCAAUAUAUGUUCCACCACCAAGGCCACCACAUCCUCGUCUUCGUCGUGAAGCCGAUCCAGAACCGGAACCCGGUAACCGACCUAAUAUCCCAACAUAUAUUCCACGACCAAGACCACCUCAUCCUCGCCUUCGUCGAGAAGCUGACCCAGAACCAGAACCCGGUAAUCGACCAAUAUAUGUUCCACCACCAAGGCCACCACAUCCUCGUCUUCGUCGUGAAGCCGAUCCAGAACCGAUUUGAUUAGACAAUCAAAAACCAAAGGAUGUAUUCAACCAAGACCACCACGCCCGCGAUACUAAUUUUUGCCCAUGAAGGAAUACGUACUGGAUUGUUCAUUAUUUUCUUAACAUACCAACAAUUGAUUGAAAUUUUAUUUACAUCUUCUAAAGUAUUAAUUUA